Saxophila tyrrhenica is the source of this 3075-nucleotide messenger RNA. RefSeq lists its product as uncharacterized. The transcript has a single exon. Lineage: Eukaryota; Fungi; Ascomycota; Dothideomycetes; Mycosphaerellales; Extremaceae. The record is from RefSeq and is a predicted model, not a curated record. The coding region runs from base 1 to 3075 and encodes 1024 amino acids.
AUGCCGCCCAAGAAAUCCAAGGCGGCAGCAGCAGCAUCCAAGCCCCCGUCAGCAAGUCAACCAGAACCCUCGCGCCCAAUGCGCACGUCAGGACGCAAGCGGCGCCACAGCGAUACUAGCAACAUCUCUGAUGCGCCGUCAAGCGUCGUCGAUGAUGUGAAGACUCCAGCAAAGCGCCGCAAGCGCAAGGCCGCCGCAGAGCCUGAAGAUGAAGCCAUCGUGGAAAUCGACGAGCAGGAACAAGUGAUGCGAGACCUCGGAGACCCCCCUCACUGCGACAACACCACCAGAGGUGAACGUGACAGUGAGCUUGUCACCGAUUCGAUCGAGGUUACACAGUCACAAACCUCCGCCAAGCACGUGCACUUCGGCAGCGACACCGAGAACGUCGACCCGGACCACGCGACCGCCUCCUUCAUCACUCCUCAUCCGCGCGCGAAGAUGACGGUGAAGCGUAGAACGCUCUCGCCGCACUUGGGCGACUCCAAGCGGGUCAAGGAGUCGCGCACAUCGCUGCCGGCCGUGCUGUCGCAGGAUGGCGAAGUCGAUCCUGUCAAGAUCGUGUCGGAGUGGGAGUUCAAGCCGCUCAAUGCUGUGCUUGAGAAGAGGAUCGCGGAGCUGAGGGAGUCGUCGCAGAGGUCGUCGCAGAGGUCAUUCUCACAAAACAGCGAAGUCACCGAGACCGUUGAUGAGGACAUGCUGGUCCUGGACAGCCAUGAAGAGAUCGCAUAUCCGCAACUGCCGGGCCCGUCAACACCAAUGGCCAUCAACAGGCGCAUCACAGACGCAAGUGGGAUGAGCGCUUCAGAGAGGAGUUCCACAAAGCUGCGUGUAGGCUGGGACGCAGAGAGGCACCGCUUCCAUGAAGCCAUCCUGCAAUUCCAGAAGGAGGCGGAGAGGGCAAAGGGCGAUCUACAAAUCCUCAGCAUCGAAGUCCAGUCGCUCGGCUUCGCAGAGGAUGAGUCAGCUCUCGACGUCCUCAGCAGCAUCCGCGAGUCUUUCGACAAUGUGCGCGAAUUUCUCGAGGAGGAGCUUCCAGGCACUGUGCCAGAGAAUGCCUCCAACGAAGACCUGGUCGAGAUCCUGAUCGCGAACGUCAAGGAGUUUGCCGACCGCUUGCGCACCGCCGACAGGGAGCUGGUGGAGAAGGGCACUCUCAACGCUGAUCUCGGCAACCAAGUCACCCACCUCAUCGACCGACUCGCUGGCAGGGAUGUCAAGAGUCAAGAGCUCCAGGAGCAGUUGAUGCAGUUGGACGAGUCUAAACAGGCAAUGGGUGAGGAGAUGCAAGAGCUACAGGAGAUGCUGGAGAAGGCUGAGACAGAGCGGAAUGAGCGCCAGGCCGACUUUGACGAGGAGGCGGAGAGGACGCAACAGUUGGACGAGGAGAAGGCGGAGCUUGAGUUGACUUUGGACCGUCUGCAAAAGUCUCUUCAGGAUUACCAGACUGAAGAGUCAAGGCUUACUGAGCUCAUUACCACGAUGGAGGAGGAGCACCGAACCACGGUUCAGUCGAUGAAUGCGGAGCGCGAGGAGACUAUCCGCGACCUGGAAGGUCGUCUUGAUGCCGAGACGGAACGCCGUGAGGAGACUGAAAAGGAGGUUUCCACCAGGCAGGAGCUCAUCACCACCACCGAGAACGAUCUUCAAGCUCUCGAAGGCCAGCUCGAUGCUCUGUCCAAGGAGCGUGAUGAGCUGCAAGCCGAGCUUGAUGAGGAGACAAAGGGUCAUGAUGCUACUCAAGACAGGCUCAGCGAGGCACAAGCAGCUGUCGAAGAGUUGGAAGGCCGCAUUGCCCGCGUUGAGGAGGAUGCCGAAGCCAUGGAAGAGCAGCUCGCCACUCUUCGUGAGCAGAAUCAGACUGAGCGCGAGCAGCGUGAGGGCGCUGAGCAGGCUCUCGAUGAGCGUGAUCAGGAGGUCGAGCAGUUGAAUGUCAAACUUCGCGAGCAAGGCAGGGAGGCGAACGAGCUUCGUCUGAAGGCUCACGACAUCCAGACGAAGAACGGGAAGCGUAUCGCUGAGCUUGAGCAGCAGAUGUCGGAACACGAUGCUGAGUUUCAGACGGACAUGGCAGACGAGAUCAAGCGUCGCGAGGAUGCUGAAGGCUUGGCUCAAGAGCGUGCUGUUGAGCUUCGCGAGUUGCAAGAGAAAUUGACGGAGGUUGAGCAGCAGAUGCGGGACCUGCUUGCCGAGCGUGACGCACGCAUCGAGGAGUUGGAAGAGGAGCUUGAGCGGAAGACCGCAGAGAUCCUCAAUCUCCAAGAUGACCUUCGCACGACCGAAGACAACUACAAGAACCAGAUCCGUGAGAAGGAUGACCGCGCCGCCGACCUGGAAGACCAAAUCGCCGAGCUCGACACCAUCAUGACCGACCGCGCCGCCACCAUCCAAGCCCUCCAGCAGCGCGUCAACGAAACCACCACUCUCAACGAGACUCUCACCGAAAACCACGCCGCCGAAGUCCAAGACCUGACCUCCCGCCUCCGCGUCCUGGAAGCCGAGAACGAAGAGCACGUCCACGACAAAGCAAGCCUCGAACGCCGCGUUGAAAGCGAAGCGAUGCAAAUGCUCGAAGUCUCGAACAACUUCUCCGAGCAGAUCGCUGAUCUCCAGACGCAAUUGCGGGACAAGCAAGCCGCCAUCGUCCGCGUCGAAGGCGCUUCCCGCGAAGCGGAGCAGAAGACCACCGAGCUCCUCGCCGCUCGGGAAGAGGAAGUCGAGACGUGGAAGACUGCUACCGAAGAAAAGGAGGAAGUCAUCGCUUCCCUGGAGCAGGAGAAGAGCGACGUCCACCGCAAAUUCAAAGCGUAUGUGCGCAAAUCUAUGGAUACGGUGGAGGGGUUGCGGAGGCAGUUGGAGGAGGCCAAGAGGGCUGUGGAUGAGGAUGGCGAGGCGUUGGGACGGGAAGCGGAGGAUGUGUUGGUGGAGUUGGAGGGGUUGCAGGUCCCGAGGCAUGAGGUCGCGGCGAAGAAGACGGCGGCGAGGAAGGUGAAGGGGAAGAAGGGGAAGAGGGUUGUGGAUAGUGGGGUGGGGUUGGGGGCGGAGGAGGGGAUGGAGGAGCCCAUGUUGGCGUAG